Messenger RNA from Urocitellus parryii (Arctic ground squirrel), 1554 nucleotides. It is a transcript of the gene Tm4sf1, whose product is annotated as transmembrane 4 L six family member 1. Gene Ontology annotation, cellular component: membrane. The record is from RefSeq and is a predicted model, not a curated record. NCBI's taxonomy places the organism in Eukaryota, Metazoa, Chordata, Mammalia, Rodentia, Sciuridae.
UAAGAGGUUGCAGGAAUGGGCUGGGGAGUGCUUUUGCUUUCUGUACACACGGGGGCUGUCAUCUGAUUUGGGGAUCACCAACUGAAGACAGAGCGGAGAAGGGGGACAGAAACCUCACAGGCUCCAGCCGCCACCAUGUGCUAUGGCAAGUGCGCCCGAUGCAUCGGACAUUCUCUGGUGUGGCUAGCCGUCCUCUGCAUCGUAGCUAAUAUUUUGCUUUAUUUUCCCAAUGGGGAAACAAAGUAUGCCUCUGAUGACCACCUCAGCCGCUUCGUGUGGUUCUUUUCCGGCAUCGUGGGAGGGGGCGUGCUGAUGCUCCUGCCGGCGUUUGUCUUCAUCGGGCUGGAGGAGGAAGACUGCUGCGGCUGCUGUGGCCAGGAGAACUGCGGCAAGAGAUGCGCGAUGCUCUCUUCGGUCCUAGCGGCUCUCAUCGGAAUUGCAGGGUCCGGCUACUGCGUCAUCGUGGCAGCUCUGGGCCUCGCGGAAGGACCCCUGUGUCAGGAUUCCCUCGGCCAGUGGAACUACACCUUUGCCAAAACCGAGGGACAGUACCUGAUGGACACCUCCACCUGGUCCCAGUGCAGGGAGCCUAGGCACAUUGUGGAGUGGAAUGUAACUCUCUUCUCUAUCCUCUUGGCUCUUGGUGGAAUUGAAUUCAUCUUGUGUCUCAUUCAAAUAAUAAAUGGAGUGCUUGGAGGCAUCUGUGGGUAUUGCUGCUCUCGCCAACAGCGAUAUGACUGCUGAAAGAACCAGCCAGACAAACCACAGGCUUCCUCUAUUUCAUUGUAAUUUAUAUAUUUUACUUGUAUUAUUGUAAAACUUUGUACCAGUGUAUCAUACUCUGCAUAUUCUACUUUUAUAAAGGUGUAUAAAAACUGGCGUCUUCACAUGAUGUCAGUGUUUGAACUUAAACUUUUUUUUUUUUUAAUAUGAAAACGAACUAUGCUCUGGAGGUAACUUACAGACUGAGUGAUGGUCCUCAGCAUAUCUGAGGUUAAAUCUGUAACGUUUAGGAUAAAAGCACAUUACAUUUGCUUAUGUGUGUGUGUGUGUGUGUGUGUGUGUGUGUGUGUGUGUGUGUGUUUAAAUGAAAGAUGUCUAGAUUUUUUUUUAAGAUGAAGAAGAAACCCAGCAACCUGAAAAGAUGUAUUUUUUUUCGCUGUUUAUAUGGUGUUUCCCAUCGCUAUGCCCAGAUGUCUACUAAGAGGCCUUUUGAACUGCUUCCUGUUCUGAGGGAGACCAGUACUUGCCCGAUCACGAGAGUCCAUUGAGAAUGCUUUGACUCAAAUGAAUAAGCCAAACCACGUGGCUCUGCUGGUUCUGUGAGCACCACAGAUCUGAAGCUUUUCUGACACGUGAAAAGCUUUUGUCCUUUAAAAGACAAGUACUGAGGAUUCUGUGUUUAAAGAGUUUCUGGCCUGGGUCAUCAGACAAGAAGAAAGAUGGGAGACGGAAAAGCAGUUGACCCACAUCAUGGGGAGAUGGGAGAGAGGAGCUCAGACUGAGAGCCACAGGAAAUACUCCCCAAAUGCAAUGUCCCUGAUGAAAUAAAGU